AGUUUGACCUUUUCCUACUAUGCAGUGUCACCGCCGUGUCACCACACCCCCUCCCCCUCCGCCCUACUGCCUUACCUCUCCUGCAACAACUCCUCUCUACGACCACCCCAGUGUUUCCAUGAUCGACAGCAGCCGAGAUUUCUCUCGUCGAACUCGAAUCACCGAGAGACUUCACGACCAGAUCCUUCUAAGUCUAGAUGACCACGACAGAGCUCUGUGGAGGGAAGCUGAAUGGGCAGUCUCGAGUAAAGGGGUUAAUCACGGCACAGAGGGAUGCUACUACUACCGAGAUAGCCCUUACCCCACCCGAGUAAUUCGGCAAAUUCCCGAAACUGUCGGAAGUUGCCGAUCUGAGAUUUCGAUGAUACCCUUCGGGGUCUUGGCCUGCCUCCAGCUCGAUACGAUAGAGGAGCCCCCACUACCAAGCCGUCUCAAGCCAGGUAGAAGACGCGUAUGCAAUAGGUCGACUUCAAGUAGUAGUGACUGGGAAAGGAGUACUGAGGCCGGCAGCUCCUCUGAGGGGGGCUCUGACUUUUCCGCAUAAGAAUAUGUACUAUACCAUGUAGCUUCUGCAAGAGGGCAGUCGGCAAUGCUACAACGAUUGAAAGGGUUUUCGGUGUAGUUUACCCCCAAUGUACUACUUGUCUUCGCUUCACUGCUGUUCCUGUAUUCCGACAAAUAGAAGUGAAGUUUAUGUAACUUUUGUCGUUGUAAGUAGUAGACUAUUGCUGGUGACCAAAUGCGAUCAUUUAUUGUACUAUUGACGAAGAGGCAGAGGACAUUCUGCAUAGUUGUUAUUUCAUCCGAUACAUUACACAGGGAAAUGCUUCCCCU
Molecule: messenger RNA, 834 nt
Organism: Perkinsus marinus ATCC 50983
Lineage: Eukaryota; Perkinsozoa; Perkinsida; Perkinsidae
Exons: 1
Coding region: 20-544 (174 amino acids)
Source: RefSeq, a predicted model, not a curated record